GGAGACACCGGGUUAGGCAGCUACUUCCUACGGUUGGGUUUUUUGAAAGGACUGGUUGGAGCCUCUCUCUGCUUCCGACCAAUCGGAAGUGAGUAUUUUUCGCGCUGGUUGGCCGGAGAUUUUGAGUUUCCCGCAAGCUUUUGAUUCGACUUGAAUGAAAUCCCUCUGCUUUCCAGAAUGAAUACGGACAUGUAUCCACUUUAACGACCGAGUGGAGAUUCAACAGUGAGCCUGGAGGGGGUUGGAUGGGAUGGACGGCAAAGGUAGCUCCCUGCCUUCAAUGCCAGAACCUGCCAGCCCAAUCAGCAUGAAGCAGCCGCCAGAGUCCCUCAGUGUUCGGAAAGGAGGGGGGGACAUGAGCAAUGACCCUGCUUUACUAAUGGACAAAGCUGCUGCUCAGCUAGCCGCCACACUACAGGAUGGCCUUCAGAAGAUGACUGGCCACAAUCAUAUCACCCACAGCCACGAGAGGCUCAAAGAUCUCACCUCCAUUAUGCUGAAUGGCGACCAAGACACGCUUCCUAAGCUUUGUGCUCCAGAGCUACCUAUGCUUAAGGGCACUGAAGCCCCUUCUACGAAUGGCACCCAUCAACAUAAUUGCACACCUCAUACUGAACAUGAACUCAAGGAACAGCAGCCGCUGUUUGAGCCAUGUUGUGCCAAUGGGACCAGUUUGGCCACGGCCGCCGAAGGUACUUUAUCAGGACCUGAGAAGAGACAGGACUCAAAGAAAAGGAGGGGGGGACCUCACAAACCAAACCUACCUGCUAUCCCUGUGGAGCCACUUGACCUCACCAAGGCUGUAGAUGGAUCAGCUGAAAAGCUUGAACUCAUUGAAGAGUUUCCGCAGGAUAAAAAAGAAUCCCCUCUGCUGAUCCGGUUUUCUAUUUGUGAUUUGGUGUGGACCAAAGUGUCAGGAUACCCCUGGUGGCCUUGCAUGGUGACCACAGACCCAGAUUUCAACACUCACAUUAAACAGAAACAGAAAGCCCUCACUACCAGGUAUGGCCUCCUCUACCACGUGCAGUACUUUGGAGACGCUCCAGAGAGAGGCUACAUCUUUGAGAAGAACAUGGUGACCUUUACUGGGGAAGAUCAAUAUGAGGAGCUUAUCCAGCGCAACAAACGGCCAGCCUCCCGUGAGAUUCACAAAAAGACGGCUCCCUCUGUGCCCCGUAAACUCCAGGCUCAGUGGAACAUGGGUGUCAUUCAGGCUAAGGAGGCCAUCAGCAUGUCACAGCACGAGCGCAAAGUGAACUUCACAUUUCUGUACGAUGAGGACGGUCCUCAUCUGAACCCCUGCAUCCUGGAGAAGUUGAAGCCAGAACCGAGCAACGAGCAGGCCCAGGAGACAGAAUCAAGACUCAGCCCAGAACCUCCCUCUCUGAUGUUUGGCGCCGCCGACCCCGACCCCGACCCCAUAGCCGCCCCUCAACCCCAAGAAAGCACUUCAACAGAGAAAAAGACACGGGCACCCAGAAAAAAACUCAACUCAGGAGGAAGCCGAAGAACGGGCAAAGGCCUUCUAAAAAAUGUACUAUCGAAAAAACUGCUGAAAAAGACACUUUCUUCCAAAGAUGUGAUUCAUCCGCAGCCAGCCUCACAGGAUCCUACCACUUCUGCACCAGAUCUGGAAGCUGAAUCAGUCAUACCUCAGAAGAAAAAGCGAAGACCCCGACAGCCUCAGUCUCCCACAAAGAUCGUGAGGAGACAGAAAAAAUCUACAACGGACACAACUGCCCCAGUAAAGAAAAGGAAAUCGAAGCUGGUUUCUUCGACAGACAAUAUCUCAGAGCCAGUCCCACUUGCAGUUUCAGUUUCAGUUCCAGUCAAGAAGCAGCGAAAGAGGACGCCUAAAAGCCCACCAACAGAUGCUACGGCAGAUGAGGCUCAGCUGCCCAAAAAGAGGCGUAGAACCACCAAAGAAGUUGAAAAACAGGCUUUGACUACAGAAGGAACAGAAAAAAAGCGGAGAAGAAGAAAGAAAACGGACAAAGAUGUAACCGAACCCAAGAAGAGAGUCAGACUCCCAAAGCCAAAAGCUCUCCUCACUGAAGACCAAGAAGCGGAGAAACCAAAGCGUAGAAGGAAAAGGAAGCAGGAUGGAGAACUCACGCUCUCCAAGGCGAAGAAGAGGAGGACCUCCCUGUGUCCGGAUCCCGAGGGUUCUGGGAGUGAAGGACGUCCUGAUUCUCCAAUUGACAGCUUAGACGGGAUAAAGAAGGGCGAGCGGAAGAAAGAGUUUGUCUGCCAGGUGUGUCAGCAGGCUGGUGAGGACCUAGUUGCCUGUGAGGGUCAGUGCUGUGGGAUGUUUCACCUCCACUGUCUGGGUCCGUCAGUCAAACCUGACGAGAAGCUGCUGUGUCAGGAGUGCAGCACAGGGAUUCACUCAUGUUUCCAAUGUAAGCAGUCAGAUGGGACGCUGCGUCGCUGCCACGUCCAAAACUGCGGCAAGUUUUACCACGAGGCGUGCAUCAGCCUCAACCCCCUCACUGUGUUCGACAACAAGGGCCUCCGCUGUCCGCUGCACGCCUGCCUCAGCUGCAACUUCGACUGCCGCAACAAGCAGAAGUCCACUAAGGGGAAGUUGAUGCGUUGCCUGCGCUGCCCCGUGGCGUACCACGUGGGCGACCUGUGUGCGGCUGCGGGAAGUGAGAUGAUCACCAACACGGCCUUCAUCUGCACCAACCACUUCAGUGCCAAGAAGGGUUACAGGCACCACACGCAUGUGAACGUCAGCUGGUGCUUCGUCUGCUCCAAAGGAGGCCAGCUGUUGUGCUGCGAGUCUUGUCCGGCAGCUUUUCACCCCGACUGCCUGAACAUCGCUAUGCCUGAUGGGAGCUGGUUCUGUAACGACUGCCGAGCCGGAAAGAAACCACAAUACAGAGACAUCAUCUGGGUCAAACUGGGAACAUACAGAUGGUGGCCUGCAGAGAUCCACCACCCCAGAAAUGUCCCCACCAACAUCCAGCACCUUCGUCAUGAGAUCGGAGAGUUCCCCGUCUUCUUCUUUGGCUCCAAGGAUUACUUCUGGACUCACCAGGGCCGAGUGUUUCCCUACAUGGAGGGAGACCGAGGCAGCAAGCACCAGAGGACCGGCAUUGGAAAAGUCUUCAAGAACGCUUUGCUGGAGGCUGAAGCUCGUUUCAAGGAGAACAAAAUCAAACGAGAGGCCAAGGAAGCGCAAGAGAACAGCCGAAAGCCACCCCCUUAUAAGUUUAUCAAGGUGAACAAACCGUACGGUAAGGUUCAGGUCUACACUGCGGACAUUUCUGAGAUCCCGAAGUGUAACUGCAAGCCGUCAGUGGACAGGCCGUGUGGGUUUGAGUCGGAGUGUCUGAACCGCAUGCUGCAGUACGAGUGCCACCCGCAGGUGUGUCCCAGCGGGGUGCGCUGCUGUAACCAAGACUUCACCAAACGCCUCUACCCCGAGACCAAGAUCAUCAAGGCGCCCGGGAAGGGCUGGGGCCUGAUCUCUCUGCGGGACAUCAAGAAGGGCGAGUUUGUGAACGAGUACAUCGGAGAGCUGAUAGACGAGGAGGAGUGCAGGGCGAGGAUCAAGUACGCCCACGAGAACAACAUCACAGAUUUCUACAUGCUCACCAUCGACAAGGACCGGAUCAUUGACGCUGGUCCGAAGGGAAACUACUCUCGCUUCAUGAACCACAGCUGUCAGCCCAACUGUGACACGCAGAAGUGGACGGUGAACGGAGACACGAGGGUCGGCCUGUUCGCCGUCUGCGACAUCCCAGAGGGCACUGAGCUGACCUUUAAUUACAACCUGGACUGCCUCGGGAACGAGAAGACGGUCUGUCGCUGCGAGGCUCCAAACUGCAGCGGUUUCCUUGGUGUUCGGCCAAAGAACUCAAACGGACAGACAGCUGAGCCCAAAGGGAAGCGGUUGAAGAGAAAGUAUAAGAGGAAGAGAGCGGAGGGGAAGAAGAAGUCUGAUGACGACUGUUUCCGCUGCGGAGACGGAGGGCAGCUGGUGCUCUGCGGCAAGAAGAUGUGCAGCAAGGCUUAUCACCUGACCUGCCUGAACCUCACCAAGAGACCCUUCGGCCGCUGGGAUUGCCCCUGGCACCACUGUGACGUCUGCGGGAAAACCUCGGAGGCUUUCUGCCAGCUCUGCCCCAACUCCUUCUGCAAGGCCCACCAGGAGGGGGCGCUGCGAACCUGGCCCCCCACGGGGCAAAUGUGCUGUCAGGAGCACGAGGAGCUGGAGGGAACGAUCACCCAGGAACCAGUGGAAACCUCUGGGCCGAAGGAGACCACACCGACCGUCACUACUGCUCGUCCUGCUAAAGGCUCCAGGAAGGCCAGAGGAGCCCCCGCCAAAAUAAAAGGCUCCAAGAGGAAAGCAGCAGAGGCCUAAAAGUGACCUCUCUGAGAAACCACUCUGACACGUGCUUCCCCAUUGGUGGACAAAUAUAAACCCUGCUUACUUAAGUCUCGCAAGAUCACAAAACCAAGGCACUGUACAUCUUCAUCAGGGAAAGCCGCUGAUUCCUCACAUGCUCGGCAGCGGCCUCUAACGUUCUUCAACUUUUAAACGUGUUCAGGUUUAUUUCUCUACUCUGCACUGAGGCGAACCAUCUGUGGUGAAAAGCUGCAGAGCGAGCGCAGGUUAGAACACUUUGCCUAUUUCUAUCCUCAUUCUUCAUCCAACAGGACUGCCUUUUUACGGUCUUCCUUUUACUCUUUCAUUUUAGAAUAACAAAAAGAACCCGUGGGUUUCUGCAGAAAGUCAAACUGAGCAGCACUGUUGGCCCCCCCUCAUCACUCCACACGGAUCAUCAGCAGAGUUUUUAUAUCUAUAUAUGUGUAUAUCAAAGACAAACAUGAUUACUGGAAUAGUAUAAAACAUCAAACCGGUUGCAAAAACUUUUUAAUUGUGUAUAUAUAGUAUAUAUGCCAGAGGUAAAACCAGGACACUAUGGCUUCAGAUGACCUUUUUGUUUUGUUAGGUUACAUUUAACCGUAGACAUGUGUUUGCUAUUUUACAACCUGUUGUUUUUAGCUCAGAUUUACCGUUUAGAGUCUAUUGUUUUCAUUUAGGGAUCAGAAUGCUGAACGAUGGCGCUGCCUGCAUGUCAAGAGUUUAAAGUAUUAAACUGAGAGCGCUCUUAAACUGCCGCCUUAAAUAGAAACACUACUGGGUCUUAACUGCUCGAGGCUAACCCAGAAACAUGAAGGAAUAAGUGUGAUUUUCAGGAAGAAAGUUCUAAAUUGAGUUUUGAGACUGACACUUAAUAUGCUGUAACUUUUUUUUCAUGUAAACAUACAAAUCAUGCUGAUCAAAAUGUUGAAGACCUCCCAGUGUCACCUGGCAGAGCCUUUCAUUGAUCGUAAAACCAUUCAUAUUUCAUCUGUAGAUUAGCUUUUAAAAGACAGACGUCUAUUGUUUUUAUUCCCAGGAGAUUUUGAGUCUCAAACGGCAUCUUGCUUGUACUUCUAAACGCUGGCUAGCAACUUGUUUUUGAGGUGAUGAGCCUGACGUCCCGUAGACUGUAGCUGGAAAUCUAAAAGGCUGAAAAUGUGGAGCUGAGCCCUAAAAACUCAGUCCAAGAUGUCCUAAAAUGGCCACUAUAGUCUGAGCUUUGAACUAUUUCAGAUGCACAUUUGUUCCAUUUAAAGAUAUGCAUGUUGGUUAAGCAAAAAACAAAAGCUGGCUCUUUCUUUUUCCGUUUUGAAUUUGAGAUGCUCGUCUCACAUUUCAUGUUCAAGUCUGCAUAUUCGAGUGAUAAGUUUCCCUUUUUUGGGGGUUGGCUCAUUCGGGUUUUGUUUCCAAGAAUUUUGAGGCUAUGGACAAUUUUUGCACCGUUUUUAUUUCAUAUCUGACGUUUAUUUAUAAAAGAAAGUUGUCACCUUUUUAAUAUCUGGAUCAACUGGACCAGUUCAUCUAAAGGCUACUGUCUGGGCUUUUCAGUUUUUCCUCUAAAACCUCUCCAAAAAUCCACAUUUAAGUUGUACACCAGUGACACAAGAACAGUGCAUCUUUGGAUAUAUUUUUUUAUAACUGCACCUUUUUUUUGUUUUGUUUAAGUGUUUUCCUUCUUCCCAGGGCGUGUGAAUGCGAUGCGUCCGGGGGUGCAGCGAGUGUCGUACGAGUAUUUUUCCACUUUCUUUGUAUCCUAACGUCGUGUUGAGUGAAUGUAGUCCAGCCAGUUGUUUUGUUAGCACUGUAAACCUGUAGAGCUGUACCGUUUCCUUCUGUAACUACUGUCCUAGUGAACCAGAGACUAAUAUGUACAUACUGUAUAAGUGGUAAUAGUGAUGCAUCUAUUGUAAAUAUCAUACAGUUUCUCUGACAUCGUAUGUUUUGUUUUUGUUUUUCUUGAUGCAGUGCUGAAACACUUUUGUGCAGGAUCUCACGUCUGUUGAAUCGUGCAAUAAAAAGUGAACAAACAUGCAUCGAUUGUCUGCCUGAUGCGGCGCUUUUGUUUUGAUCAAACAACUUCAGGCCCUUUAAAUGUAUUUCAGAUAAUAAAUGUUUAGAUUAGUC
Trematomus bernacchii (emerald rockcod) is the source of this 6505-nucleotide messenger RNA. RefSeq names its product nuclear receptor binding SET domain protein 2 (gene nsd2). Gene Ontology annotation, biological process: regulation of DNA-templated transcription. Lineage: Eukaryota; Metazoa; Chordata; Actinopteri; Perciformes; Nototheniidae. The record is from RefSeq and is a predicted model, not a curated record. The transcript has 22 exons. Gene Ontology annotation, molecular function: protein binding; histone H3K36 methyltransferase activity. Bases 251 to 4375 code for a protein of 1374 amino acids. Gene Ontology annotation, cellular component: chromatin; nucleus.